AGAGGAUCCCUUUAACCCCAGUUAUUUGCCCAACGAGCAGAGGCAGAUGAGUUUGACUCCAAUUUCUCCCUGCAAAAGAUCCACUGUCCAUUCUAUGAAUCUAAGCCAACAAAGAGUCACACACAGAGAGGAAGGACCAAAGACCCAUUGAAAUGUCCAACCUCUUCUACCUGCUUGGUUCCCCUGUGCUUUCCCUGCUGCUGAUUCUGCUACUUGGCCUCUCUGGAGCCCAAGGCCAGGAGGAGAUCAAGGUGCUGCAGCCUAAGGAUCCACUCUCUGUGGCAGAGGGAGAGACAGUCACCCUGAACUGCACAGUGCCUGAAAUUCUACCAGCAGGACCAGUGAAAUGGUUCAAGGGGAAAGGGCCCCAGAGACAGGAAAUUUACAAUUUCAAAGGAGACACCUACCCCAGGAUAAGUCAAACAGCCCCACUUAGCAGCACGACAGACUUCUCCAUCAGCAUCAGCCACAUCACUCCAGAGGACAGUGGAACCUAUUACUGUGUGAAGUUCAAAAGGGGGACUCCUGACACAGAGCUUAAAUCUGGUGGGGGCACCAUAUUGUCUGUGAUGGGCAAACCCUCUGCUCCUUUGGUGUCUGGCCCCCAGGAGAGAGCAAGCACCAACCAGGUGGUGAAAAUCUCCUGUACCUCAACUGGCUUCUCCCCAAAAGACAUCAGCCUGAAGUGGUUUAAAAAUGGGACUGAACUCCCUGCUCUCUGGACCCGUGUUUUCCCAGAGGGAGACAGUGUUUCCUACAACCUCACCAGCACCGUGCAGGUGCUGCUCACACCCAGUGACAUUCGUUCUAAAGUCAUCUGUGAAGUUCAUCACUCCACAUUACAGACUCCUCUGUCAGGGAAAAAGAAGUUAUCAGACAUUAUUCGAGUUCCACCAGAAAUUGGUAUUUCCAGUCUGUCAUUCCCCUCAGAUUGGAUGGCAGCUACUUGCUAUGUGAUGAAGUUCUACCCCAACCACUUAAAUGUCACCUGGCUGGUGAAUGGCAUCAUUGUCGGAGGAAAGAAGUCAACUACACCCACUGAGAACAAGGAUGGCACUUGUAGCCUUGAGUGCUUACUUGUGGUCCCACUGUCUCUGCAAAAAGAAGAUGCUGUUUUCACAUGUCAGGUGUCCCAUGAUUCCCAGCCUCCUAUCAAUGAGACAUUGAGAGCUUCAGCUUCUCCCAUGCAUGGGGCUCAAACACACUCAGGUACAAAAGAUGGAAAUAAGGCCAGAUAGCAGAGGAUGAAUGGAAAAGCAUGGCAUGAUCCUUUAAAAAUAGUGUUGCUGAUGUCAAACCUCAAAAGGAGUUGAGGCUGUUAAGAGAAGCUAAGAACAAUGUGAGUGAAGAUUUGGUUUUUGUCUAUACUGAGAAAGAAGAGGAUCAAGGAAGUAAUGGGAUCCCUGCUUUGCAUAGAUGGAGCAAUGAUGACAGAUAAAAGAGAAAGCAGUAGAACUGUGUGCCUAGGCUUACAA
Messenger RNA from Phascolarctos cinereus (koala), 1475 nucleotides. Its product is annotated as signal-regulatory protein beta-1-like. NCBI's taxonomy places the organism in Eukaryota, Metazoa, Chordata, Mammalia, Diprotodontia, Phascolarctidae. The record is from RefSeq and is a predicted model, not a curated record.